This is a messenger RNA of Oryzias melastigma (Indian medaka), 1982 nucleotides long. RefSeq names its product IL-6 subfamily cytokine M17 (gene m17). The coding region runs from base 995 to 1693 and encodes 232 amino acids. The record is from RefSeq and is a predicted model, not a curated record. Gene Ontology annotation, molecular function: ciliary neurotrophic factor receptor binding; cytokine activity. NCBI's taxonomy places the organism in Eukaryota, Metazoa, Chordata, Actinopteri, Beloniformes, Adrianichthyidae. The transcript has 3 exons. Gene Ontology annotation, cellular component: extracellular region. Gene Ontology annotation, biological process: immune response; negative regulation of neuron apoptotic process; ciliary neurotrophic factor-mediated signaling pathway.
UUAGAUUAGACAGCACCUAAAAAGCCCCCGAUUGAGCAAUGUUCAUCCCCACGCAUACAUUACUGCGUCAUCAAACCACUUCCAGAUGCAAAACCUGGUUGUGUCACAGCUAAUUCACGCUCACAAGACUCCUGCAUGUCAAAAGUUCAGAUUUUUUAAAAGGCUCUGGCGAUGCUAACGCGCCUGCCUUACCUCUGUCUAACUGCGCGAGCGUAAAAGUUUCAUUGUGAAACGCAUUUCCUGUGACCCUGCCAGCUUCCUGUGAAAAUGCCCACAUGAAAAUAUUUCAGCAGCAGACACACGUGAUUUGAGAACCUGCAAUAACUACAAACGUCACAAGUACUUUUUAAGUCAUUGACACACUUUGAUGCAAAUAAUACCUUAAAUUGUAAUUUGCAGAUCUAAACCACUUAAGCAUUGUGAAGAUCAGCAGCUGUUUCUGACACUUUUCCCUUUUUUUAUUGCAAACUGAGCAACCACGUCUUUUUCUCUUUGCACUUCAGAUCUCUUUUUUAAAAAUGAAACUUUUAAUGUUUGAAUAAAGAAUUUAUUUGAUUUAUGUGAUGAAUGAGAUGCUCUGUAGAGGGUGCUGUGGGGAAAUGUGACAAAGGAUUUUUUUUUCAUAUAAGCAUCAAACAUCUUUUAAAUUGAUUUAAUUCAAGUGACUCAAUUGCAUCUCAUUGAACUCCCACAGAAGUGAAGCAUGACUUUUUUCUUUUUUAAUUAUUGUCGAUAUAACUAUCUGAUUUUUGAAUUUGACCCACAGAUUUGUCUUAAGGCUUUUGGACAAUGUCCAGACAUGUCUGUGCAUGAAACAAGCACAAGAGGGCAUUUUCCAUCUUACUUAAAAGCAAGAAUAAAAAGAGAAGAAAAAAAUGCACAUCUCAAAGAGAGGAAGAAAUUCUGGGAAAUUUUGCCGCCUCACAAAGACCACGUCAUUUCCUCCUAUGACAAAUGUGUGUGGUUUUAAAGAAGUUUUUAAAGGAGUGUGAUUAUGAUAAGUCUGCAAUUCGCCCGUGAGAUCGAGGGAAGAAUGAAUGGUCAUGUGGAGAAUAUGCAUUUUAAACAAUCUAUAGCAACGUUACUCUCUUUCCUGCUGCUGAUGGGUGUUCAUUCAACAAGAACGGUGGGAGCAAGCAGAAAUCCAGCAUGUAAGACCUCUCUGCAGCGGACUUUCAGACUUGCUAAACUUGUCCAGUUUGAAGCAAGCAAUGUCUUCAAAACAUAUAAAGAAUCUCAAGGAGAAGGGUCUGAAUUCCUGUGCAAAGCACCGGUCAACAACAUCCCUGACCCCAACAUCCACGGCUUGGAGGCCUCAGAGAGAAUAUCCAGCAUUUACACACAACUACAGUCCUUUAUCCCUCAUUUAAAAAGAGUCUACGAACAGCAGAAGGACUUACAGCUGCCCUCUAGCCCCCUGCUGUCCAAGCUCUUGGGCGUCAGCGACAAAAGCUGGGAUCUAACUCUUACCAUCAAUGACUUCUACUGCCACGCCUUCCCAAACCUGCCUCCACUGGAGCCGGCAGGUGGGCCGACAACACUACCCCCACCUUUGAACGUCUUCCAGCAGAAGGUCUACGGCUGCGUGGUUUUGAAGACUUACAAGGAAUUCCUGACAAACGUUUCCAAAGAGUUUAAGAGUUUCAAAGGCAAAGUCUGUAGAAGAAGGAUGAGGAAAAACGCAAUGUUCUGAAAAACGACAACCUGCUUACCAACAGCACUUUACACACUUGGCUAAUAAGGAAUUAAGAAGGGAUCAUGAAGAUGGCUGGUACAUCAGUAUUAUGGAGAAUAUUUAUAAUAUUUAUUAUUUAUUUGCUUGAAUAUGUCACACAAAGGCAGACAGAAAUGUAAAACUUUGCUUUCCUCUGAUUCCUCUUUAUGGCUGUGUGACUAACAGAAACACUGUAAAUAAAUAUAUAUAUAGUUAUUUAAGAGACUUUGUUGUUAAGGCUUUAUUUUGAAAUAAAAAUGCAUUUUUG